CUUUUCAACUUCACAAAUUGACAGUUACCCGUGACACCCUCCAUCCAUUCCAACCUGCAUGCACCGAGUUCUUGUGCACUGUCCAUUAUUCUACAUAGGUGAACCUUUAGGUACUGAAACUCACCACUACCACCACACCUCAGAGUUCUAUCUUUCAACUAGUAUAAAUGUCAUUUGUCGCACGUUUGCACGACUUGUUAACGCUACGUUACAGCGCCCCUCUAUGGUCAAUUUCUGAGCAGCACCAUAAGGUACUGUAAUAGCUUUUAUCCGCUUUCUGACAGCUAGCCUUUGUUUUUAGCCUCGAACCCAGACAGCACCUGCGGAAAGCAUCUGGACUUUCAGUCCUUAUUGAACACACCAAGGUUGCAGACAUGCCGAGUCUGAAGCUGAUCUCGGCCACUGACACACAGUACUCAGCUACUGUGCUGAAGUCCAUGAACGAUCAGAGGACCAAUGGAUUAUUCUGUGACGUCACCAUCAUCAUCCGUGACAAGAAAUUCAGAGCUCACAAAACCAUCCUGUCUGCCUCCAGCUCCUACUUCCAUCAGCUUUUUCGUGUCGCUGGACAGGUCAUCGAGUUAAAUUUCAUCCGAGCAGAAAUAUUUGAGCAGAUUCUCAACUACAUGUACAGCUCAAAAAUUGUACGUGUGCGCUCUGACAUGAUGGAGGAGCUCAUUAAUGCUGGACAGAUCCUGGGAGUCAAGUUUAUUGCUAACCUGGCAACACCCUUGUCACAAGUCAAAGGACUUGGUGGAUUGUCAAAAGAAGAAACAGAAAACAAAAGUGACGUCUCAGUGGAGGUGAUGCCAAUAAUCACGGAUACCUUCUCCAUAUCAGCCGAGGAGUUUAAUCAGUCAAGCAGACCCGUAGAAAAUACCGAGGAGUCAGACAAUGAUGUCAUGUUUGUCUCACAGACAGGUCCUCAGGUGGUUAGGAAAAAGCCCAAAUCCAAGGACAUCACUAAUUCGAAGGUGGCAGAUGCGGAAAAAGCUUCCCAGGACCCAAAAGUACAGUUAAAUGACACAGUUCCAGUUGAAUGUGACAAUCUUAAACCCUGUUUACCCGAGAGCAGCGUGGACACUAGUAACUUGUUACCCUCUACUAAAGUUUUAUCAGAUACCCAUUCCGCAUCACUAGCCAGGUCCAGCAGUGUCACACCGGAAUCUCCAAGUGUCUCUCAGUCAUCAGAAAACAAUGGUAUGGCAGUAGUCCACCAAAAACAUGUCUCUACUUCACCCGGGACAGGAGAUGUCAAAAUAAGACUUUUAGAUGUUUCUGAAAACGCGGCAGAUGCUGAAAAGAACUCGAUUUCAGCAGUUACAACAAAGAAGACGGUGACCCUGAACAUGGGCACGGAGAUCGAUUUGAUUUCCUCGGGAUGUAAGGUCUACGCCAACAUUGGAGAGAACACUUACGACAUUGUCUCGGAGAGGGAUGAUCCAGGUGAAGGCGGAUCUAAAGUUGGUAAAGCAAAGAGAUCACAGCUUAUGAAAAACCCAGACGAAACGCUUCCGUCGCCGUUGUCGAGUCCAAACAAGAAAAGUAAGACGGACCCGGAGGAUCACUACAAGCUGGUCAUGGACGGGAAGACCUUCUUUGUCUGCUCCAUCUGCCAACGCCCUUACGUCUCUCUGCCUAGUCUGCGGCGCCACUUCAAUAUCCACUCGUGGAAACGCAAGUAUCCAUGUCGCCACUGUGACAAAGUGUUUGCUCUGGCCGAGUACCGAACCAAACAUGAAAUCCUGCACACAGGAGAGAGACGCUACCAGUGCCUUCUUUGCAAUGAGAUGUUCAUCAACUACCAGCUGCUGUCCAAUCACUGCAAGGCGGUUCACAACCAGGAUCCCAGUGGCAGGAAGCAGAAGGAUGACAAAGACCUCCUGUACCAACUGCUGCCCUGUAAGACAGUGCCCAGGAAGACGUACUCCUGGGAAGAAAACAGAAAUCAUGGUGUUUCCAUGAUUUCGGAGGACGGCAGCGUUCAACACGUCAUCACCACCACGGCAGACUUCGACUGUUCAGUCCGUCCCGGGCUGGUGGAAUGGGACAAACUCUUUUCUGAGCCCGACACUCAGACGAGCACGUCUGAUGGACGUGCCUCUGCGGACAUGCCUCCAGAGGGCAAUAAUGAGUUUGACUUUGUUAUUCCAGACACCUAUUGAGCUACAGCUGUUGAGAUUCCGUUGGCUGUU
Messenger RNA from Cynoglossus semilaevis (tongue sole), 2195 nucleotides. RefSeq names its product zinc finger and BTB domain containing 33 (gene zbtb33). NCBI's taxonomy places the organism in Eukaryota, Metazoa, Chordata, Actinopteri, Pleuronectiformes, Cynoglossidae. Bases 375 to 2165 code for a protein of 596 amino acids. The record is from RefSeq and is a predicted model, not a curated record. The transcript has 2 exons. Gene Ontology annotation, biological process: regulation of transcription by RNA polymerase II. Gene Ontology annotation, molecular function: DNA-binding transcription factor activity, RNA polymerase II-specific; RNA polymerase II cis-regulatory region sequence-specific DNA binding; protein binding.